Molecule: messenger RNA, 1491 nt
Organism: Capronia coronata CBS 617.96
Lineage: Eukaryota; Fungi; Ascomycota; Eurotiomycetes; Chaetothyriales; Herpotrichiellaceae
Exons: 1
Coding region: 1-1491 (496 amino acids)
Molecular function (GO): aldehyde dehydrogenase (NAD+) activity
Source: RefSeq, a predicted model, not a curated record
AUGUCCAAUCUGCCCCAUAUAUCCAACUGGAUCGAUGGCACACACGCCAUCCCCUCGACGGAGCGACUGGAAGUGAUCGACCCGGCGACCGAAACCGUUCUCGCCACGGUCGACGCGACAUCACGCGAGACAGUCGACAGCAUCAUCCGCCAGUCGCAAAAAACAUUCCGCAAUGGGCCCUGGUCGCACGCCGACCCCUCUGACCGGUUCGCCGUGCUAUCUAAAGCGGCCGUUCUUCUGCGCUCGCGGAUUCCCGAAUUUGUCGAGCUGGAAACACAACAAACAGGCAGGCCCAUCCGCGAGAUGCGCGCCCAGCUCGCCCGGAUCCCGGAAUGGCUGGAAUACUUCGCCUCGCUGGCGCGCGUGCACCAAGGUCAAGUCACCCCUUUCAAGGGACCCGUGGUGAACACUCUGACCCGUCUACCUGUGGGCGUCGUCGCGCAGAUCACACCGUGGAACCAUCCGCUGUUGAUUGCGACCAAGAAGAUCGCUGCCGCUCUUGCAGCAGGGAACGUGGUCAUCGUGAAACCAUCGGAAAUGGCGCCCUUAUCGGUGCUGCGUCUCGGCUCGUUGUUCCAGGAAGCUGGACUGCCGGACGGCACGUUGCAGAUCGUGUGUGGCUACGGACGUGACACGGGCAAGUUCCUCUGCGAGAAUCCGACGUUGGCCAAAAUCGACUUGACCGGUGGGUUGGCCACGUAUAAGGCGAUCGCAUCAAAUGCGGCAGUGAAUAUGAUCCCUAUCACGGCCGAGCUGGGCGGCAAGGCUCCCGUGUGUCUGCUUCCCAGCUUGGAUGUCGAGCUGGCUGUCAAGGCGGCGCUGUUUGCCAGUUUCAUCGCGAGUGGUCAGACGUGCGUCACUGGGAGUAGAUUGCUGGUCCAUGUCGAUCUGUAUGACCGGUUUGUGGCAUUGUUGCAGAGGAGAGUCAAUGCGCUUCGUGUAGGUGAUCCGACCGACGUGCGUACGCAGAUCGGGGCGGUGAUAUCUCAAGGUUCGGUGGACAGAUGCGCCGCCUUCGUCGAGCGAGCCGUCAAGGAGGGCGGGAGGGUUCUUUGUGGUGGGCAGCCGACGCAUGUCAAUGGGAAAGGCUUCUUUUUCCAGCCGACCGUCAUCGAGACGCAUCCGGGCUCGGAUUUGUCGUGCAAUGAGGUCUUUGGGCCGGUGAUCGCCCUCAUCAAGUGCGAUUCUGAAGAGCAGAUAAUCAGUGUUGCCAACGACAGCCAGUUUGCAUUGGGCGCUUCCGUCUGGUCGAACGAUUUCGCUCAGGCCCAUCGGGUGGCGGACAAGAUUGAGGCAGGGAUCGUCUGGAUCAACGGUCAUCAUCUCAACGAUCCGUCGUCUCCUUGGGGCGGGUUUAAGGAAAGUGGCAUGGGCAAGGAGAACGGAUUGGAAGCCUUCGAAAGCUAUACCAAGGUCAAGAGCACGAUUAUCAACUAUGGCAUCCAGCCUACUUGGUUCGACGACGAGAUUGAGAAUGCACGAUACGGUUGA